This is a messenger RNA of Colossoma macropomum (tambaqui), 4085 nucleotides long. Its product is annotated as transferrin receptor protein 1-like. Gene Ontology annotation, biological process: intracellular iron ion homeostasis; iron ion transport. Gene Ontology annotation, cellular component: external side of plasma membrane. The transcript has 17 exons. The record is from RefSeq and is a predicted model, not a curated record. NCBI's taxonomy places the organism in Eukaryota, Metazoa, Chordata, Actinopteri, Characiformes, Serrasalmidae. The coding region runs from base 194 to 2419 and encodes 741 amino acids.
GACUUUUAUCUGGCGCGUGGCGACAGGAAACGAGGCGAAACACGGUCACAUGACUGCUGAGCGCUUGUUGUGCAGCUCCAGCUGCAGCUGACAAACCGUGUCUACCGUGAUUCGCACUGAAUGAUCUGCUCUGAACUGGUUUCUAGUUGCUCAGAGCCCCAUUUCUGCCUAAGCUUCCCCCCUGCUCCAGAACAUGGAGGACAACAGCAGUCAAGUAGAGCUGGUCCUGUCCGGUGACAUGAAUCAGGAGGAUGAGGUGACCCAUCACUUCCAUCAGUCACAUGCCAGCAAACCCAGCCAGCACUCUCCAAGAAACAUCUGCUUUAUGGUCACAGCAGCUUUGUUCAUCUUUGCCUUUGGGUUCCUGAUCGGCUAUCUUGCUCAUCCAAAGACAGACAGAAUCUCUCCGAUCUGCAUAGAGUCCGAGUCCUCUGAGGACGAUGGUAAUGGCCCACUUGAGACGGAUGUCUUCCUGGACUGGAGCAAUCUUACAGCCUUUUUAAAAACCACACUGACCACCAGCAGCAUUGAAAAGAGUCUCAGUCAGUUCUCCAGUGACAGUCAUGAGGCAGGAUCUCUAGGAGAUGAGAAACUGGGCGAAAAAGUUUUGAAAAUAUUCAAGGAUUACAACAUGAAGCCCUGGACUGAUGAGCACUUUGUUAAUGUCCAGGAGGGUCCUACACGUGGCACAAACCGAGUGACGUUCCGUGAUGCAACGUUUGAAGAAUCUGGUUAUUUGGCCUACAGUGCAAAUGGAUUAGUGAAGGGGGCAGUUUUGUAUGCCUAUUAUGGACAAGUGGGCGACUUCAAACAGCUGCAGGACUUAAAUAUCAACCCCAGCGGAAGGAUCGUCUUAGUCAGAGCUGGAAAAAUUAGUUUUGCUGAAAAGGUCGCUAAUGCAGCCAGUGUGAACGCUAGCGCUGUGCUGAUCUACCCAGAUCCUGCAGACUACACAUUUGAUGAGGGAACAGCUCUGUUUGGCCAUGUCCAUCUUGGCUGUGGUGAUCCGUACACUCCAGGCUUUCCAUCUUUCAAUAACACUCAUUUUCCUCCAGCAAAGUCUUCCGGCCUGCCAGCCAUUCCUGCUCAAACCAUUACAGCCAGCACAGCUGGAGCCAUCAUGAGGAAAAUGGAAGGUCCCGAUCCUCCUCGUGGGUGGGGUGAGGGAGGUCUGCCAGAUGUAUCAUACAAACUUGGUAGAGACAAUGACACAGGCUCUGUGGAGGUCAGCAAUGUCCUUGUGGGUAAAAAGAUCCUUAAUGUGUUUGGAGUCAUCAAAGGUUUUCAGGAUCCAGAUCGCUAUGUGGUGAUUGGAGCUCAGAGGGAUGCCUGGGGUCCUGGAUAUGCCAGCUCUACUGUUGGCACCAGUUUGCUGGUUGAGUUAGCCAGGACCUUUAGCGAAAUGAUAAGUAAAACUGGAUUCAAGCCGAGGAGAAGCGUAGUGUUUGCGAGCUGGAGUGCUGGAGAAUAUGGUGCUGUGGGCGCCACCGAGUGGCUGGAGGGCUACCUGUCUUCUCUGAAUAUGAAAGCUUUCUCCUACAUUAGCCUGGAUGGAGUUGUCACAGGUCCUUUUUUUAAAGCAAGUGCAAGCCCACUGAUGUAUGACUUAAUUCAGAGUACUCUGAAAGAGGUGUCCUCGCCCACUAAUGGCAGCAUGAGUUUGUAUUCACAAGUGAAUGGAAGCAACUGGGAAGCUGCUGUGUUGGAACCAAUGAGGAUGUCUGAUCCUGCCUAUCCAUUCCAGGCUUUCUCUGGCAUCCCCUCUGUCUCAUUCUGCUUUACCUCAGAUAAAGGAUAUCCAUUCUUUGGCACUAUGCUGGACACCAAGGAGAAUCUCUAUAAUGCAACGUCCAUGAACUUACUUGUUUUGACCACAACAGCAGGAGAGAUAGCUGGGCAGAUGGCUCUUCGGCUGGUCCAUGACCAUCUCCUCGGACUGAAUGUGGAGGCAUACAGCAGCAUCGUCCGCACCAAUGUGGCCCAUAUCAACAAGGAAGUCAUCAGUCUGCAAUCGUCUGGCCGCCUUCCGAAGAUCCUGAAGCUGCAGUGGUUGUUUUCAGCUAUGGGCUCUUACAGUCGCGCUGCCAGUAAACUCACCUUCAGCAUUAAAAACAGCAACCUGAAAGACACUGAGCAGUGUCGCAUCAUCAAUGACCGAAUUAUGAAGGUGGAGAGGGAUUUUCUUUCUCCUUAUGUUUGUCCACUGGAGAGUCCAUUCAGACAUAUAUUGCUGGGCUCUGGCUCACACACUCUGGGAGCUUUGCGUGCACACCUGGCUGCGAUAAAGGAGGGCUCUGCCAGUGCUGAUACUGACCUGCUGAGGAACCAGUUUGCUCUGGCCACCUGGACCAUCCAGAGCUGUGCCAAUGCGCUGGCAGGCAGUGUGUGGGACAUAGACAAUGAAAUUUUGGUAGAAUGAAUGUCUGAAAGUCCGACUGCACUUUUGCACAAUUUCAUUAGAAUGCCUUAAAGUGAUACUGUGCUAUACUUCACUGCAGUAAGCAGACAGCUGCACCUCGGAUGACAGCAUUAUAGACUAUGGAAGGGUCUUGAGCCCCUGCCCCUUUGCCCUUAGAUUGUACAAAUGCGCUCUCGGUCAGCGUGUAUAAUAAUUGUGUUUUAUACGGCCAGUCUUAAAGAUCUGUUUCAGCGAGGCGAGGCAAGGCCGCAUCCUGGUAAUAGAGCUAGUGGGUCAGCUUACUGCAAGCUUUACAACUCUAACCCCUCUGGUGCAGUACUGACCGCCUGUGGAGAUUUCUCAUCUAAUCUGUUACAGAUCACUAAGAAAGCGUCACAUCCCAUAAUGUGGUUUAUUUUUGAAAAACAAUUUAACAGAACAUGUUGGCAGAACACGCAGUCAUAUGCAAAAGUUUGAACACCCCAGUCAAAUUACACGUUUUCUGUGAAAAUAUGUGAAGAUAAGUAUGACAUUCUCUAUAGUGAACAUACUUAAAUAUUAUAUUUUUCUGCAAUUUUGGUGCACGAUUUAUGUUUAUUUGCUGAGUUUAACAUAUUGGAAAAACGUAAAACAUAAAAUGUGCAACAACUGUGCACAGUCCACAUUUUAUAUUUUGUUGUCCAAUAUGUUAAAUUCAGUAAAUAACCAUUAAUUGUGCAUUAAAAAGUGCAGAAGUAGUUGUAGUAUUCGUACAAACACACAGUAGAGGUGUACAAUGCACAUAUUUUCUAGUCUGAGAUAAAUUAGUUUGGCCCACGAAGGCUGAACCGAAAUGAGACAGUCUGCCCUACAGUGGAUUUUCUGUUUGCGUCACAGCACAGCUGUUCCCGCCCUUACAGUUGCAUCCGAAACGCUGCUCCUGUAAAGUCCUUUUAAAGUUCUUUAAAGAUGGAGCCGGAAACUUUGAUUUCAGUUGUUUAUUUUUCCAUUUAUUAGAGCUGGAGAUGCUUCACCGCGGCUACUGAUGAUUACAUUUUUAUCGUUAGCCAUUCGCCUCAGUUUAAACCCAAUACUUAUAUUUAAAAGUGUCUCUUCAGCCGGAGUUCGCUCCUCUGCUGACACCGCCAUGUUCUCAAAUCCUCGCCGGCAGGCAGUGAACUUCAAGAUAUGUUGGCUGGUGAAGGAUCCACCCGCUGGAUCCUUCAUUGCCAUGGAAAAGAAGGACACAUUUCUCGGCCGCAUAUGAAGGAAAAUGGGACAGUCUAGUCGCACCGCUGUGACGCAAUCGGCCUUCAAAUGAACUGGGACACACUGUCUGAAUUCAGUUCAUAAAGGCCUAUUUAGCUGAUGAGCUGAAUCAGGUGUGUUUAAUGAGGUAGCGUGCUGUCGUGUUUUGGCCCAUCAGGACUGGAGCUUGACACACGUGCAUUAUAACAUAAGCUCCGCCCCUCUCCGCCCACUUUACUCUGAUCACCCUCAUAGCUAGUUUUGGUCAGUGAAAGUGGGUUCCGUGAAAGAUGAUAAAUGAGAGACCCUCGGAAGAAACCGAGGGCCGUAUUGGCCAUACAGGUUUAAAUUUGAUUUUUGAUUUUGUUUUGAAAUAGUUGACCCCUUAAAAUCUUAUUACAUACAUAUUACAUGCAUACACAGUCUUAUUACAUGCUAAGGCUUAUUAUUCAGUAACUAC